GGACUGGAAAGUUACCAGAGGGAGGGCUUCGUGGAGGAGGAUCGGAUUAGGCACUGCAGCCCUGGUGGCCAGAGCUGGAGCCGGCCUGCAGAGGGACCGGCGAGGGGCGGGGCACCUGGCUGGACCCAGUGACUUGCAGGGAACUCUCAGGGAAGGAGAAGGUGAAGGAGGAAGGCAACCAGGGAAGCCCAGUGUGUUUGUUUUUUCAAAUGGGAGAAACCCGAGCAGGCUGGCAAGGGCGAUGGGUCUGUAGAGAGGGCUGAAUGGAAGAGGGAGCAGCGAAGCAGGCUACUGAUGAAGCCACGGCCCAGGGGUCAGAAGGAUGGACUCCAAAGCUCAGCGCUUAGGAUUGGCCUUGAAGAAAAGGAGGGCCACCCCCGCUCAUCCCAGAGGGAAGGAGAACCUGAAAGCAGAUCCAGAAGAGCUUUUUACAAAACUGGAGAAAAUUGGAAAGGGCUCUUUUGGUGAGGUGUUCAAAGGCAUUGACCUUCGGACUCAGAAAGUGGUUGCCAUAAAAAUCAUUGAUCUGGAAGAAGCAGAAGAUGAGAUAGAGGACAUUCAACAAGAAAUCACAGUGCUGAGUCAGUGUGACAGUCCAUAUGUAACCAAAUACUAUGGAUCCUAUCUGAAGGACACUAAAUUGUGGAUAAUAAUGGAAUACCUUGGUGGAGGCUCCGCACUAGAUCUUUUAGAACCUGGCCCUUUAGAUGAGACUCAGAUUGCUACCAUAUUAAGAGAAAUACUGAAAGGACUUGAUUAUUUGCAUUCGGAGAAGAAGAUUCAUAGAGAUAUUAAAGCUGCCAAUGUUCUGCUCUCUGAGCACGGCGAGGUGAAGCUGGCCGAUUUCGGGGUGGCGGGCCAGCUGACGGAUACCCAGAUAAAAAGGAAUACCUUCGUGGGCACCCCUUUCUGGAUGGCACCCGAGGUCAUUAAACAGUCAGCCUACGACUCAAAGGUAAGGCCCGGCUCUUCACGUCCGCUGGCUCUAGGGGCUUGUCCUCUUUUGCUUCAUCCUUACAGCUUUUCCAGUGCAGUGAAGCGAGUUCCUUGAAGUAGGACAUAACGGCAGUUCUCUCAGACCUU
Messenger RNA from Leptonychotes weddellii (Weddell seal), 1083 nucleotides. Lineage: Eukaryota; Metazoa; Chordata; Mammalia; Carnivora; Phocidae. The record is from RefSeq and is a predicted model, not a curated record.